This is a messenger RNA of Aspergillus welwitschiae, 1024 nucleotides long. RefSeq lists its product as uncharacterized. The coding region runs from base 98 to 403 and encodes 101 amino acids. The transcript has a single exon. Lineage: Eukaryota; Fungi; Ascomycota; Eurotiomycetes; Eurotiales; Aspergillaceae. The record is from RefSeq and is a predicted model, not a curated record.
GCCCCCUUGAUUAGGGAGGCUGUGAAGUCUUUGUAACCUUGGAUUUACUUAGUUAACUAUUCUAUAUCUCCUUUGGGUAUAUAGGUUUUGUGAAUAUAUGGGUGGGUAUAAUUGGGCCACCUGUAUAAUUAUACAUGCUUGCUUUCCUUCAGCCAUGUCAGUGAACUCAGAUCUGGUUCCAUAUCUAUCCUUAUCAGCAUUGACUGAUCGUUUGAUUGAUGAUGGACAAUGGCCAAUGGGCGAAUGCGAGACUGCAACAAUCAGGCACAAGACAACUCAUAAUAAGUACAAUACAACUCAAACUCAAUUGAAGCCAAAUAAAGAUUCCAACUUCAAUGCUUCCCAACCUCAUUCACAGCACCAACCGAGUCUAGUCAUGCUUCUAGAUCGUAGCAGUAGUUAGUUCAUUGCAAUUGAAUAAAUCCCCAAACAGCCAUAUCAUCAGACAUGAUGCCCCAUAACUCAGAAAACCAUAAUGCAUAAAAAACAUGAGAUAAAUUUGUUCAAACAGUCAAGCAGAAAGAGAAAAGGAUAAGAAGAAUAACACCGGCGCCAUCAUGGUCUUUCCGGAAACGCCUCAAUAUGAUGGUAGUAACAUGUAGGGGUAGAUCACGUCCUGCUGCCCCUUGAUGAUGAUGAUGAUGUCCUGGUACAGAUGCCAGUCCCGGACCGGAUGCAAUGCUGUCAAUUAGACAUAUGUCGAUGAAGGAGUCUCCAUAGAUGUAAAACAUAAAUAAAAGAUUAGAUUACAGUCGCGUUUGUUUGGCAAAAGUUCCCAAAUGCAAGCCCGGCAGUUCGGGAUUCGGUCAGUAACACUCCCAUUCGCAAAAGACACACCAGCGUGCAACCCGGUCGGCUAGUACCAGUCCUCGCCAGACGCCGCGUUCGCCAAUCUUGAUCACCGUCUCCCAUACGCUGCCGUCCGCCGGCGCAUCGGUGAAGGCGUGCGUGCCUGUGUGGGGGCUGAGCAUAUGCUCGGGCUUCCGCGUCAGACGCAGAAUCUUGCCUGAUGGAGACUGAAUUG